Messenger RNA from Ostrinia nubilalis (European corn borer), 4126 nucleotides. RefSeq names its product cilia- and flagella-associated protein 65-like. The record is from RefSeq and is a predicted model, not a curated record. The transcript is spliced from 25 exons. Bases 90 to 4001 code for a protein of 1303 amino acids. Lineage: Eukaryota; Metazoa; Arthropoda; Insecta; Lepidoptera; Crambidae.
AUUGAUUGCUUGUGUAUUUAUUAUUUAUUUCUAAGAAUAGAGAUUUCUACUUCAUACUCUAGAUUGCAGAACCUGUAAAUAACUAUAAAAUGCAGAACUUUUCGGAUGAAAGCGUUUCUCCAAUAAAAGUUGUAGAUUUUGGUUUUGUUCGUGUGGAUACCGAAGCGGAGAAAAUCAUUGUAGUCGAAAACUCAUCGGAUAAAGUACUAUCAUACCGCGUGUCUUUGAUGUAUAUUUUGAAUAGCAUCGAUCGUGUAUUUAAUUUGACGAUUACUUCAACUCCUGUAAGGCCAGGGGAUAGUGCAGAAGUUAGGAUUUUGUUCAGACCCCGGUUGUCUGGGCAAUCGUAUACAGACUAUUACGUGAUAGAAGAUACUUCUGGAAGUAUUUAUAGACUGACUAUCGUUGGAAAAUGCUUUGGUCCAGAGGUGUAUCUUAGCAAAAGGAAACUUGUAUUCCGAGUUUGUAAAAAUGUAUCGGAACAUCGAAAGGCCGUGAUAAAUAUAGUGAACCGAUCGGCAGUAGAGACCACGUACCAGUGGCUUUUGCCUUUGGGUGGACAAGGCUACUUCCAGAUAUCCACCGGAAACUGUGGGCUUAUCAGGGCUUACGAAACCAUUACGACGACUGUAAUAUUUUCUGGCACCGCGCUCGGAAUUUAUACGGGAGAACUGGUCUGCCUAGUUUUGAAUCAGGAACCGCUUUUCUUGAACGCUCUAGCUACAGUAGUCCUACCAGGCAAUCCUCUCUUCAAUAUCAACGACCAUGUCUUCGAGAAGAAUUGGAAGCGCAAGAGUCGCUUCACUCACCUCAUGGAGAACAGUCUCAAUCGGCUUAGCUACAUUCCAUCGGCGUCUGUGUUUGAAAGAUACCUGGAUUUCGGUAUGGGCAGCGUCUCUGAUAUCACGAGGAAUAUAUCGCAGACGCUGUGUGUUACAAACCACGAGCAAGAGGAGGGUUACAUACAGUGGAUGCCAGAUCCUGAUAAUAUUUUUAUAAUAGAUCCAAUUGACACGGUAAUCCCACCGAACGAGUCUAGACUGUUUACUGUGAGGUUUAGGCCUAAAAUAGUAAAUGAGGUAUACGGCUAUCUAAUAUGCGGUGAUUUUCAAUACAAGAGGUAUGAUGAUAGCGAAGACACGAGCACUGUCAAAAUGAAGCACACUUGGUUCCGUAUACCUUGUAUCGGGAACACUUGGUCACCCUGCACAGAGUGGACUACAGAGUGGGAUUGCCCAAUAGAAGUGGUCCUCCCACCCACUGUGCCAGCAAGAACGACUUUCACAAACUUUAUGUUGGCUAAUAAACUUGAGAUUCCUAUGUAUUUUAAGUUUGAAGCGCCUUACAGCACGAAUUUUGUGGUUUUACCGAUGUGCGGCAUAGUUCAGAGUCGAGGGUGGCAAAUAAUAUCAGUCGCGUUGGAACCGAAGUCUUUCGGCGAUUAUUAUGAAACAUGGGACCUAGUCAUAAACAAAGUUCAGAAGGCCCGUAUCUGCUUCUGCGGCAAUGCUGAGAUCAGUCAAGUGGAGGUGAUGUCCCACGGGUACAACCCUGCCACCCACGCCAUGUACGAGUUUCCACCUACCGUCACUGGCUGCACCAAUUACUGCACCGCCUACUUGCACAACAUCACUAGGAUGGAGAUUCAUAUCCGAGUACUAAACAGCGUUCCUUGGCUGGGCGGCGCCAGCUCGGGGUCAUUAGUUUUACCACCAAAAGAAAUAGUGCGGUAUCAUUGGUGGUUCUUCCCUAAAACUCCUAACAAGGUCUACGAGACGACUGUGACCUGUUCUUGUGUCUGUUUGAUUAACGGGAGGCCUGUUGGAGAGCCGACAGAAAUCUUUAUCCAUAUCACAGGGUUCUCUGAGCUUCCAGAUUUAAGGGUUCUUCCGAAAUCAACAAACCUUCACGAUAUCGUGGUUGGAGAAAACUUAAUGUUCUCAGUUACCUUAUACAACUACGGGUCUUGUUUCUUCACCUCUAAGCUGUUUCACCUUAUAGACGGAUUAGAAGACGACUUCAGUGGUGACAGAUUUGAAAUAGACUCUACUGUAAAUAGUUUGAAACCCUCUAACCACUGCGAAGUGAAAAUGACUGUGACUCCCGAUGGAGCUGGCCCUCGUCAGAUUGACAUAAAAUAUACGGUGCUAUUCCGUACUGAACACGACGAGAUAGAAGAAAUACAGCCUAUAAAGAAGACCAUUUGCACGAUUUGGUAUGACGGCAUUUAUCCAACACCCAAGGUAAAACGUACAAUUUCUGUAAAAUGCCCAGUAAUAUUGAGCAACCAUUGCGUUUGGAAUAUCGUAAAUGUUAACGAACUAAACAAAGCCUUCGAAGACUGCCGGCCUAACAAACCCCUCUCCGUAAACAUCUUCGCCCCUGACUUAUGUGUGAGGACAGGAUUAGUGGAGUUCAUUUUCGUGAUGGGAUGCCUUUACGCGGCCCCAGUGCCGUGGAGUCUGCGCAGAGAGAAAAUAUGCGACUGCAACAUGAUCGAAGUCCAGACCGGCAUAUCGACGUAUGAAAUGAGACAUAAGUGCAUACACAGACCGCUGGUUGAGCUGACACCGCUGAAUGGCAUGAUAACGCCUGAAAUCCCAAACCUCCUACACCUAAAGUUCAACUACCACUUAGAGGGCCAAAACACAUUGUGUUACAUUAUGACGUUGCCAAACCAAAGGACCAUCUAUCUCUACAUAAACAUGUACGCACAUUUGAAUACCAGAGGCAUACUAACGCCCCUAAGGAGGCCAGUGGGAAUCACAGAAUAUUUAGCUGUGCUGGAUUGUGGAAGAGUUCCUAUUAAUAACCUUGAUCCAGUGAUCAGAAUCGUGUGGCUCUACAACCCUACAGAAGUGUUCACGACUUGGCGACUCUUACGGGGUAACACGAUAUCCCCAGAUUCAGUCUUACGAUGUUUGCUAUACUUCGCCGAAGUGCCGCCCUUGGGAAAGCUGGCCAUACCCUUCGCCUUUAUGCCCACUGAAAUGAUUGAUUAUGAGAUGAUCUUCUACUGCUCCUUUGGAUAUGACACGGUCAAGAUUUUGGUGACGGGACAAGGCGGUCUCCCAAAUUGCGUAGAGACAAGGCUGGACAUUCCUACCUACAUUCAAAAGGUCAUUAGAUCUUCUUUCAGAGAUGAUGUCAUUUACUUAUCAAUGGAGCAUAUCACUAUCCCGCCAAUGCCUACGCAUUCAUUGUCAAGGGAUAUCAUUGCUCUAUGCAACAACACUGAUCAUAUCAUGCGGUUUAUUUGGUUGCCGGAAAGAAUAGCAAAUAUUCUGAACAUCGUGAUGACACCUUGUUGGGGUGUGAUUCAACCAAAAUGUAGCGAGUGGAUAACUAUGACGGUUUAUACCUUGCAAGAACCAGCAACGUUUACAACAACAGUGGCGUGUGAAAUAUUAGAUUUGACUGAAAGAAGGAGGUAUCAAAGAAACGAAAUGCUGAGACGAAGCAAGAUUGAAAAGUGCAAUCAGGAAUUUAUUAUUAUCGAAGAAGGAUUAUUUCAUCCUGGCAUAAAUGAUUUCCCUCCAUACGUGGAAGAUAUCGAGAAACCACAACCAUAUUACUUGUCUAUGACAGUGUCAGUAUCAUCUAAGGGACAACGUGAUGGCUACCCCAGAAUGCUGUUGAAGCAAAUGUGGGAACAGACCCCGCCGUAUGAUUUGUUAUCGUCUGACCUCAACGACUAUGGGGGAGGGGGAGAAAGAACCACGAGUGGAAACAACAUGACCAUGAAUGACAUUAUCCGAAUCAUCGACGGGAUAUUAUGGGAUGCACUGCAUAGCAAGAUGUUCAAAAAUCAAAUAAUGUUUUACUCCAAAGAGGAGAUUCCGACUUAUCAACAACUUCUCAAAGUUAUCGAGACAGACACAAAGUCGAGGCUAAGCAGACGAGUAACAUCGGGCAUAUGCGAUGCGAUAGUCAACAAAGCAAUAUUCCACGUCUAUAGCCUUAACCCGAAGCACGACGUUUCCAUAUUAGAAGCAGAAUAACACUAUGAUGAUUGUUAAGUUUUGAAGAAGCUGCUAUUUGAUGGCUGCCUCUGACUCAAGCCCUAAGAAUGGAAGAAGUCCCAGCGAAAUAUUAACUUAUUUUACGUUAGAAUUGAUAAUUUGUU